CUUGCUGUGCUGUGUUCCGUGUGGAAAGUUUACCGGCUCGGGUGCAAAGUUUCAACCGUCUGCAAAUCGGAGCUUCGUUAAACGUAUCUGUGAUGUGCUUGCGACGGACACGGUUGUACUUAUACGUUAACUAGAAUCGUAUUCUGGAUUAAUUUCACCUGUGGUUGUUAUCAUAUUUAGCCGAGGGAUGCUGCCGUCGCUGGAUAACAACAGAGAAUAAAGACGGCGUUAGCGAUGAUUGUAUUGUCUCAGGGAGCCAGCUAGCUAAACGUAAGUCAUUAGCUUGGAGUUCUGUUGAACCGGGGGGGAGCUAAGUUAGCCGAUGUCCUACUGAGCUCGUCAGAACACACAGUGAAACGUUAUUCAACGUUAUCUCGAAACUUGACUCGACGAAGUACUGUAAGAAAGGGAAAAUGGCUUGCGAGCCAAACCGUGUCCGGCUGCUAUGUAUGCUCUCAUUGACUUUUGGGUUUUUCAUUGUGGAAGUGGUGGUCAGCCGGAUAACCGCAUCUCUAUCAAUGCUGUCGGACUCCUUUCAUAUGCUGUCGGACGUCAUUGCGCUGGUGGUGGCUCUGGUCGCUGUGCGAUUCGCCGAGAAAACCCAUGCGACCAACAAAAACACCUUCGGGUGGAUUCGGGCGGAGGUGAUGGGGGCUCUGGUCAACGCCGUCUUCCUUACGGCACUGUGCUUCACCAUCGUCCUGGAGGCUAUUGAGCGAUUUACCGAGCCCCACGAGAUCGAGAGCCCCCUGAUUGUUGCCGGGGUCGGUGCCGCGGGGCUCCUGAUCAACCUGCUUGGACUCUGCUUGUUCCACGGUCACGCUGGUGUAGGCCACGGACACUCUCAUGGAGGUCACUCUCAUGGAAAUAAGAACAAGAGGGGUAAAACGGGCAAGUCCCAGAAAGCUGGGAACGGGUCUUCAGGAGAGGAGACCAACAACUUGGUGGGGAAUCACAACAGUCCCGGUGAAGUGAGACAGAAAAAUGAAAUCAGCUGUAAGGACAACACAGAGGUGCAGAUGAAUGGAAACACUCACUACGAAGACAUGGACCAUGACCACGACUCGGCGUCGCAGCUCAACAUGCGCGGGGUCUUCCUGCAUGUGCUGGGUGACGCUCUGGGCUCCGUCAUUGUGGUGGUCAAUGCUAUAAUAUUUACCUUUGUGUGGAAGCCCUGCGGAGACGAUGAGAUGUGCGUGAACCCGUGUAUCAGCAGCCACACCACAGUCAAUCACACGGAAGCUCCUUCCAUGUCAGCUAUGAAGUUUGCCGGCCCCUGUUGGGUUCUCUACUUGGAUCCCACUCUCUGCAUCAUCAUGGUAGGCAUACUGUUAUAUACCACCUACCCACUGCUCAAAGAAUCGGCCCUUAUCCUGCUGCAAACCGUGCCCAAGCAGAUCAACAUGCACCGGCUCAAUGAGCGACUGCUGAGUCUGGAUGGGGUCCUGGCCAUCCACGAGCUGCACAUCUGGCAGCUGGCCGGCAGCCGCAUCAUUGCCACAGCACACAUAAAAUGCCACGACCCCACAUCUUACAUGGAGGUGGCCAAGCGCAUCAAGGACUUCUUCCACGACGAGGGCAUUCACGCCACCACCAUCCAGCCCGAGUUUGUCACUUUCAACUCGGAGUCUCGAGACUCCCUCUGUGAGCUCUCCUGUCGGACUCAGUGUGCUCCCAAGCUGUGCUGCGGCUCCACGGAGAAACAGAACACAGGCUGUGAUAAGAAGGCCAGCAGUCACUGCAAGGCUGGCGCUUCCUCAGGCCUGGAGGUGAUCACUGAGACCUCAGAGCAGGUUGCAACCAUUCAGGUGUGUCCUCAGUCAGAGGGCGAGGUUGCUGUCACUAGAGAGGUGGAGUCAUCUCUGUGAGUUGGAGGGGACAGAGAGAAGCUGAGGAGAAGCUGAAAAACCACCACAACAGGCUGAGACCAUUGUCAUGCCCACUUUUUGGUGGGCUUUUCUGUUUGACUCAUGGUCCUGACAAGGAAAUAGUUCUCUGUAGCCUUAUGUUUCCCAUUGUCUCCCAGUUCUGAAAAACCCUUCCUAAAACCCUCUGCAUUCAUGCGUUUGAGCCGUUUCUCUUCAUCCCUCCUCCCUCUCUGCAUCUAUUUCCAGUUCCUCUCCUCCCUGCCAGCCUCUCCUCCGCCUCUCUGCCCCCCUCUUGUUGUAUGUUGCCCUGGCAGUAGGCAGCAAUGCAUGUUGGGGUUCACUGACCUUAUCUCCUCCAGGACUGGAGUGAGGCCUGCAUGAGUGUUCCUCAUUAGCACCGUGUUGUGAUGCGACAUCUCGUCCCAUGGUGUUUCUGUGCCAAAGCUUCUCACUGCGGGACUGAGGGGACCUGAGAGACGUCCUGUCCUCCAAACACAACACAUGCAAGUUGGAGCACACAUCACAUUAGGUUAUUUUUGUUUAGGCCAUGGACCUGUUGGCAAAUAGUCUACCUUUUUUAUUUCUUGCAUAGGCUUUGGAGGAGAUCUAUUUUCUUAUCCUCUGGCCCUAAAUGGAAGACUAUUGUAUGACAUACUAAUUUAAGUAUUUAAGUUAUUAGAAAUUAUCUGUUUCUCUCUGUAGAUGCUGUUUUCUAAUUAGUUUGGAUGAUAGAAACAUUUUUGCAAUUUUUCUGUCUUGAUUUUUUUUUUUUUUUGACAGACCAUCUAUGCUGUAGUCGUUUUUUUCCAAUGUGAUGUUUUUAUAAUGAUUCUGUUUCUCACAACGUUUCUCUGGCCUUGACUCAGUUUUAAUUGCAGUCAUUAUUUGAAUACAAGAAGCCGUAUCUACACCUCUCACCUUGCCUUUUAAAUACAAAAAAAAACACCUGCUGUGGUAGAGCACUAAAUAGAGUAGACACAGUGAAACGGAACUUUUUGCAACGGCACAGUCACAUAAUUAAAUGUUCAUUCACAAAUUCGAUGCCUUGCAAGCCAGAGGGUUGGGUCUGUUGAGAAGAAAUGAGCAUUGAAUGCCAUUAGUGAAACUGAAACACUAUUCUCUGUAUGAAUCUGUACUGGAAAGCUUUCUGCUGGUGGCUGUUGAUUUUAGUUAAAAACCCUUAUGAAUGUGUUCGGCGCCAUGUCAGCAAUCCGUGCCGAAGGAGUUUCUGUAUCUCCAGGACGUUCCACUAUGUUUGCAUGACCAAACCUGGCCAGACCAGACCUGGUGUUUGACUUUAAGGAGCUCCACUAAGGACUCCACUUGCUGCUUACCGGUAUCUGCUGGUAUCCCCUGAUAUUACUCAUGUACUCAACUGUGUAGGUAAUGACUCAUCUUUUCAGCUUUUCUGUCCUCUGCUUUGGACAGCUGAGUAGGCUGUUUUUGCUGAAUUCAAGUCCAUACGGUGGCCUUUGAAAUUUUUCUGAAUUUUCACUCAUCGGCACAGAUAUCAUUUAAAGGUGGUCCACUGAUGUGUUUCAGAUUUCCACUCCCAAUUAAAUGUGUAUGCAAUAUAGAACUAUGUGCUGGGAAAUGUAUUUUGAGGUGUUUUUUUCAUUUGUAAUGUAUGGUCACUUUUAUUGUGUCUUUUAAGACUUGACCUCUAUGUGCAAAUUGAAAACAAGUGUUUUAUAAUUUUAGAUAUAACAUGUCAACUGAUAUGUUUUUGAUAUACUAUAUACCUACAGUACCUGUCCAAUGUGUCAUUGUGAAAUAAAUAAAAUAUGGCUGUUUGGUACAGUUUAUGAACCCAAA
Molecule: messenger RNA, 3683 nt
Organism: Scatophagus argus
Lineage: Eukaryota; Metazoa; Chordata; Actinopteri; Scatophagidae
Gene: slc30a1a
Product: solute carrier family 30 member 1a
Exons: 2
Coding region: 414-1868 (484 amino acids)
Biological process (GO): zinc ion transmembrane transport; intracellular zinc ion homeostasis; detoxification of zinc ion
Cellular component (GO): endoplasmic reticulum; Golgi apparatus; membrane
Molecular function (GO): calcium channel inhibitor activity; zinc ion transmembrane transporter activity
Source: RefSeq, a predicted model, not a curated record